Molecule: messenger RNA, 772 nt
Organism: Bactrocera oleae (olive fruit fly)
Lineage: Eukaryota; Metazoa; Arthropoda; Insecta; Diptera; Tephritidae
Gene: Srp14
Product: signal recognition particle 14
Biological process (GO): SRP-dependent cotranslational protein targeting to membrane
Cellular component (GO): signal recognition particle, endoplasmic reticulum targeting
Molecular function (GO): 7S RNA binding; endoplasmic reticulum signal sequence receptor activity
Source: RefSeq, a predicted model, not a curated record
AGCUGCAGUGACAUUUCAUUUUAGAGUACUGUUACGGUUUUGGUAAUUUGUUUUUACUUUUUUGUUUGUUAAUAAAUCAAUACGUUUAAAAACAUUUGUUUAACUCUAAUUAUUAUUUUUAUUAAUUUUAAUGUAUUUAUUAUGUAAUUGUUGAAUACUGCACAUAUUGUAUGUAAGCUAAAUUAAAUUGGUAUUAUCAAUAAAGCGAACGCAUGUUAAAAUGAAAGAGAAUUAUAGUUGUCAAAAAGCUGUCAAAAAUUCAAUACAUUUUUGCAUACGAAUACGAAUAUGGUUUUACUAGACAAUUCUUCGUUUAUAAUCCGGUUAGAAAAAUUUGCUAAUGCUGCGAAGAAGGACUCUUCAUUUUCCGUAACAUUCAAACGUUACAAUGGCCAAAAUAGACCGAACCCCCGAGACGGACGAUCAGAUAUACCCGAACCUGAAGUAUAUUUGUGCCUUAUGCGAGCACAAACAAAAUCAAAAAAAAUAUCUACUAUAGUGCGGCAAGAAGAUGUACCCAGAAUGAUUAAUAUGUAUGGUCAAUUCAUGAAAAGCAACAUGGAUGGUCUGAAGCGUGUUAAGAAAGCGAAGAGCAAAUCAAAGGCGGCAAAAGGAUAAAUGUAUCUAAAACAACUAUAUAAAUUAUCACAAUUGGAUAAUAACUGUCAGUAACUGCUAUUAAUAUCUAAAAUAUAGGCUUUAGCAGGGUAAUUUUGAAUUAAAUAAAAAUAAUUUUUUAACUGGUGUAAAAAAGCACAUUGGUAAAAAAAAC